AGGCAUGAAGUAAGAGAGAACCGAGCAUGAAUUGCUUAGUUGUGACAGCAGCAACAACAAACCUGACAACCACACGACGAUAAGCAAACGGGCCCUAGACAUGGCGCCCUACGACAGCGACUCGUCCGCCGAGGACGACAACGACUAUACCGAGACCAACGUAUUGCUCGGCUACGCAUCACGGGACCCGGCCGAUGAGAACGUCAGCCGCCUGGGCGGCCGUCCCGAAUGGAUCGACGCGAGCGCGCCGCCGUCCGCCGCGCUCGCCCGCUGCCGCGUGUGCCGCGACCUGAUGGUGCUGCUGCUGCAGCUCGACGCUGAGCUGCCCGACCGCUUCCCGGGCCACGAGCGCCGGCUGUACGUCUUCUCGUGCCGCCGGCGCGCCUGCCGCCGCAAGGCGGGCAGCACCCGCGCCCUGCGCGCCCUGCGCGUGGCCCCCGACAGUGGCAUCGCCGCCCCCGCGGCGAGCGCGAAGGGAGAUGACGCCGGCAAUAAAAAGAAGAAUAAGCACGCGGAGUCCGCAACGGAGCUGCCCAGGCCGCCGGCGAAUCUGGGCGAGACGCUCUUCGGCGCUAAGGUGCUGGGGUCCUCCUCUGGCUCGGCGAACCCCUUCUCUACCGCCCCCGCGGCGACGGCGGCGAGCGCAAACCCGUUCGCAACCGCCGGGAAUCCAUUUAGCAGCAGCACUCCAGCCCCUACGCCGGCUCCUCCCGCAGAAGCCAACCCUAGCUCCGAGCCUACAUCUGCAGCGAGUGCAGAAGGGGAGGCUAAAGCCCUACCCCAAACCUUCGCGGAGGUCCUCUCCCUCAACAACAACACCGCCGCCUCCGCCACCCCGCCUGCCGCCCCCGAGCCCUGGCCCGCCGAAGCCGACCAGCCGGCGCCGUACCCGAUCGCGUACCUCUCGGAGGCCGAGUACGAGACCCUGGACCCGACGCCGGCGACGCCGCAGGUGCCUCCGACGGCGCGCCUGGACACCGACGCCGGCGACGGCAGCGGGGGGAAGGAGGACCGCGACGUGUUCGAGUCGUCGAUGGACGCGACCUUCCAGCGGUUCGCGGACCGGCUGGCGCAGAACCCGGAGCAGGCGAUCCGGUACGAGUUUGGGGGGCAGCCGCUGCUGUACGCUCGGGACGAUGCGGUGGGGCGGCUCUUCGCGCCGGCUGGCGCCGGCAUCCCCGCGUGCCCCAGCUGCGGCGCCGCGCGCGCCUUCGAGGUCCAGCUGACGCCGCGCGCCAUCGUCGAGCUCGAGGCCGGCGCCGACGCCGCCGCGCUGCUCGCCGACGGCAUGGACUGGGGCACCGUCUUCGUCGCCGUGUGCGCGCGCGACUGCGCGCCCCCGGGCGUCCCUAACGGCGCCGUCGCCUACCUCGAGGAGUGGGCCGGCGUCCAGUGGGAGGAGCUGGCCGUGCCCGCGCCGGGACCCGCGAAGGCCGCUAGGGGCGCCAAGGGGACCAAGGCCCGCCGGUAGUGGUGGGGUGGCUGGAUAGGCUGUGUGCACCGGCUGUCGGCAGAGGACCAUUCUUUGGGUUGCGUCCGCGGUC
Molecule: messenger RNA, 1544 nt
Organism: Durotheca rogersii
Lineage: Eukaryota; Fungi; Ascomycota; Sordariomycetes; Xylariales; Xylariaceae
Product: programmed cell death protein 2
Exons: 2
Coding region: 101-1471 (456 amino acids)
Biological process (GO): maturation of SSU-rRNA
Cellular component (GO): cytoplasm
Source: RefSeq, a predicted model, not a curated record